GUUUUCAAAGGCCCAGUCUGACAUUUAUCUGAGACACGGUCUGGCUAAGCAGCCAGGUCGGCUUGCAGAAAUGAGGCAGGUUCUGGAUUCAUUGGGUCUGCAGGCGCUGGUUUUGAUGGAGCACCUUGUGUAUGUGACUCUCUCACACUUGGCUCAAACCUGGUUCGAAUCUGUACCAAGAGAAGUUCUGGACGAUAUUUUAGCUGGUACCGAACUGUAUAACCAAGCAGUAGAAGAGUACAGACAGUAUCACAGCGCUACCUUGUGGAGGACUGUAGUCUUACACCAGACAGAUUAUUACAGACUGCGUUUCCGGUCUCCGAGCAACAAGAGGUGUUAUCCUGCGGCCUUCCCUGUGAAAGAGUUGAUGAGGAUUCUAGCAAUCCAUCAUGGAAAGAUUGCAGCCAAGCAGCUUCACCACUGGGCCUCUCAGCAGACCUACCAAUGCUGUGAAGCCCACCUUAGUGAAAAGUCUCAACUGUAUCCUGAAGCUCUUCCCAACCAGGGGGCCCAACUCUGUUGUGGAGCAUCCAUGUGGACCUGGAAGCAGCUGGAGUACAGCUACCCUCUUAUUACUUUCAACCGACCUCAACCACCCUGUGAUUCAUCCCUCUAUCCACCUCCCCAUUCUUCUCUCCGUCCACCUCCACUUCUCCAUUCACGUCACUUGCUCCUCAACCCUCACCCUAAUUUAGACGGGUCUGUCUUGGAGAACGUCUGUCCUGCAUCAACUUCCGUCCAGCAAAGACCAGAGUGCCCUACCAAAGGCCAAACCAGGACUAACACAGAUAGGAAGUGCCAGUCCUACAUAGGCCUGACUGACUCAACCCAGACAGAUGCAAAAGAUCUGAAAUCAGUCCAAUCCAGUACUGGAGAGCCUGUUCCAAUACAAACGAGUUUAAUUGGCUGUUAUGAAGCCCAGACUAACUUAAACAUUUCUGAAGCCUUCCAAACUGUUCUGCCUCCUUCUCACAGUCCUUCAUUCCUACCUCUCUCAGGAUUCUGCCAGCAGGACCAGUCUUCAUUGGAACUGCUGUUUCAGGCCCUUGUGUCUUCCAGUGACCUUCUGGCUCCGUUGGUACCACAGACAUCCACAACCUCAUCAAGUUGCUCCACAGCUGAAAUGUUGGUACCAAAAAAAUUCAGAGCAGAUAAGAUGGCACCAAAAAGACAGACUAACUCAAUGUCUCUACAAGGAACCAGAACUGAUAGUGUGGCACCAUUACACAUUCAGACUGAUUCAGUGGUGUUAAACAGACUGAGAGCACAGCGAAACCCAAACCUGGAGAUUUGUCAGCAGGAACAGGCAGAAGCAGAAAUGACAACCAGAGAACUCAGUCCCAGCGAGGGAAAGCCAGAAGAGGAGAAAGUGAGGGUAGAAGAGGAGGCGCCACAGGAGCAAGAGUUGUUUGGUCGGCCAUGUUCAGUUCAGUGGCUGGACCUGAGCCAGACGUCGGUGUGUGCAGAUCUGUUUGCACAGUACCGAGCCAUGCUGUGGCCCAAGUGCAGCCAGUCAUUCUGGUUGCACCUCCACUUUCCACCAGCAAGUGGUGCUGUGGGAAGCAUCAACCUGUGGAACAACUGCAAGAGGUUUCAACUCUUACACAUACUUAGUCAGGCCAGCAAAACAGGUUUGGUUCUAAAAGAGUGCAGUGCCAUGCUGGAGGACUUCAGGCUGCUUCUGUCAGUCAGCACAGCGCAUGCACAUUGGGACCAUGUGUUGUGCAUGGCUUUGGGCUGGGGUCUCAAAGAUAAGUGUCUGUUGGGCUCACAGCCAGAUAGCAGUGCUUCAUCAUUUGGUGAUGGAAGCCCAGUGAUGACGGCAACAAUGGAGAGGUUCCUCCAGCUCCCCCCUCCUCUUCUGUCUUCCCUGCACUGUCACCACUCAGCAUACUGCACAGCGCCAGGACCUGAUGGUGUCUGUGGCUCCAGGCUCCCUCUGCUUCAGUCUACUGUUAGCCUAGCGUUAGCCUCAGUCCAGACCUCCACAUUGUGGGUGAUGUCUAAAGCCUAUCAGUUCCUCUCUUCAUGGACCCUCAACAAGUUCCUGUUGAUCACACAAGGAGACCUAAAGGUGUUAAGAAUGUCACUAGAGAGCCUUCUCCAGCAAACUGAGACCCUGAUAAUAGAUGAAGAUCAUGUUAACCAGUACCAUCAGCAUCACCAGCAUCAUCCCCUUCAUCAGGCCUUGCUGAGGCAGCAAAUUGGAGCCCUUCGCAAGGCUGUGUCUAAGCUGCAGGGGUUCUCUUCGCUGGCUCUGAAGAUCUUCUCCACUGACUGUAAGAGGAUGUCAGAGGAGAUCUUUGAGCAGACCAUGCCCCCUGCAAAACACUGGCGGCUCAGUUUCAACACAGGUUUUCCCAGCAGCCCCAGUGAGUAUGCUUCAUUGGCAGCUCAGAGUGUGAUUGGUCAGGUAUUAGAGGGCGUGGCUCCGCUGUCUGACGAUGCCCGUAUCCAGGCUUUGAGUGUAACCAUGACCGCCUUCAUGGAGGCCUGGAUGGAACAUAUCCUGAAACAGAAAAUCAGAUUCAGCAUCCAGGGGGCGCUUCAGCUGAAGCAGGACUUCGAUUCAAUCAGAGAGCUGAUUCAGUCAGACCAGUACAGCCUAUCAACUGAACUACACCAACGAUUGCUCAGCCUGAGAGUUUUUCAGCAGGUAGAUUCAGCAGUUGUGUGUCUGCUGCAGCAACCCCAGGCCAAACCAUAUCUACAGUCCACAGGCUUGGAGCUCUGCAGACGAUGCUGCCCUACAACAGGUAGUAGAAGUAGCAUUGACACAGCAGUAGGGGGAAGUAUAACCAACCUGGAGAGUAUGGAAGGAGAGGCCCUAAACCAGUUUGUUCCCUCCCUCUCAACAUCUGACAACCCCACAGCAGGACCCAAUCCCCCUGGGGAGCCUUACCUUGCUCCAAGCUUUGCUCUUGGUGCUGCUCAGCAGGAGUGGUUGGACCUGCGGGUCCACAGCAGCUCUGCUCGCUGGAGGCUGCCAGGAUUCAGCUGUCUCUCCAAGUCUGAACCCUAAACAGCAGACGUUUACCCUGAAGACACCUGUGAACGGCCAGCAAGUUUGUCCGAACCCUGAAGAAACCAGCCUAACCCCUUCGAAUCAUAUAUCCAGAUCCAAGUCUCUCAACCCCCAAAAAGUAGACGCCUAUAUCAGUUGUUUCUGAGCACAGGGGAUGUAAUGUAAAGAUCCUGACCCUGCAACCCAGCUGUGUCGUGACAGUAGGGGGGUUCAUGCUGAGGUGCUCGGUCUGUGUUAUGCAGUUCUGAAGGGUAGUUUCAGCGCCAGCAGAACCGUUUGUGUACGUGUGUGCACACGUACCUGAUAAUAAAUAGCUAUACAAAUGCCAUCAGAUCAUUCAGAAUCAGAUUUAUUGCCAAGUACAAGAACAUACAAGGACUUUUCCUGGUCUGGUGGUGCAAGAGGGAAAAAUAACAGUAAAGACAAAGGUUAAAAAGAAAAAAUAAUAUAUAAACAUUAAACAAAAUAAAAACGAAAGGGAGGUGCAGUCAACAGCGGUUAAGAGUGGAGCAUGAGACCACCUGGCAGCCCCUUGUGGCAGGAGCUGUGUAAGUUGAAUACUGUUUAAAUGUCAAUGAAAAAUGGUAACUUAAGUGUUUAAUGGGAUUUUCAUUUUGGCCUCGUGGCCAACUAGGAAAUAGUUUACAGAGUACACAGACUUUUGCUGUUCUCUGUAUGUACAUGUAUAUAAUGUCAUGAGUAAUCUGUGUCCACAUGUAUACAUGUGUAUUAUUUUCACUUGUUCUCGCAUGAAGCACACUGUACUACAUGGAGGAUUGAGUUUUAUGGAUGAUUGUUGUCACGGCCCGGCUCGGAGGCUGCGACAAAGAUGGGAAACCGGAUGAGUCUGCUAUUCUGCCCCAGCACCUUUAUUUACAAAACGAUAAAGAACAACCGAAUAAACGUGGUAGACAGUAAUCAGUGGUAUGAGCAGGGAGGGAUGUGUGUGUGUGUGUGUGUGUGUGUGUGUGUGCGUGUGCGUGUGCGUGUGCGUGUGCGUGUGUGUGUCCGUCCGCAAACAAAACAACACGAAACAAAACAGCCGCCGCCGCAGUGGAAGAAGCGGAGAGUGAGUCCUGUGGACAAGCGCUGCUUUAUAGCAAACCACACUGGGGGGGUGGCUCAUGAGCAAAAUGACAAGCCUCCGCCCCCGACCAGGAUUCUGCCAAACAAAGAAGAACCAGGAAAAAGAACUCAAAACCACAGGCCCACCUAGUGGAGCGGAGGCGUCAUCACGUUGUUUAAUGACGUAGUAU
This is a messenger RNA of Lampris incognitus (smalleye Pacific opah), 4281 nucleotides long. RefSeq names its product coiled-coil domain containing 142 (gene ccdc142). The coding region runs from base 71 to 3022 and encodes 983 amino acids. The record is from RefSeq and is a predicted model, not a curated record. The transcript is spliced from 12 exons. NCBI's taxonomy places the organism in Eukaryota, Metazoa, Chordata, Actinopteri, Lampriformes, Lampridae.